Hippocampus zosterae (dwarf seahorse) is the source of this 5712-nucleotide messenger RNA. RefSeq names its product ST3 beta-galactoside alpha-2,3-sialyltransferase 5 (gene st3gal5). Gene Ontology annotation, molecular function: lactosylceramide alpha-2,3-sialyltransferase activity. The transcript has 8 exons. The record is from RefSeq and is a predicted model, not a curated record. Lineage: Eukaryota; Metazoa; Chordata; Actinopteri; Syngnathiformes; Syngnathidae. Bases 229 to 1326 code for a protein of 365 amino acids.
UCUCGCGUGACUUUGUGUGGUUUGGAUGUGUGCUCGACGCCCCAUUGUAACUGCGGGAAUCGACCAAGACGAGCAUAGACGUGAGAAUGUUUCUGGAUCAAUACAAUUUCAAAAAAUGAUCUCGAAUCGCAACAUCCACGACACGAUGAAGUAGUGAGAGUAAGAACAAGAUCCUUGCUUCAUCACGCAAAGCAGAUCACCUCCUAUUAUGGUGUGAAUUCCGGGAACAUGAAGCUCCCAAAACGCUGGGUUGCACCCAGACGUGCCUUUCUAUUGGUGGGAGUUUUCUGUGUGCUGUGUCUGGUGAUACUUUCAUCUCGGUCUGGGAAAGACACACUGAAACCUCUGGAUUGGCAUGUCAGCCCUGAGUAUAAAAAGCUAGUGCACCAGCAUGUUCAAAAAGUACUGGAGCGUGAAUGUCAUCGUGGAAGCACCAGGCAGGGGCUUUUUGCUCGACUCCCUGCUUCCAGUCACAUGACCCAACCCUUCCUGUGGAAGAACACGCCACUUUCAAGCAACCUCUUCAAGUAUCCACCCCCCUUUGGGUUAAGAGGUCUUCGGGGAAAAAUACCCUCUCUGCUUCAGCAGCUACCAGAGUCCAACGAAGCACCCUUGUUUAAAACGGCUCCUGAUACAUGUCGGCGCUGUGUGGUCAUUGGAAAUGGAGGUAUUUUGAAAGGCCUGGAGCUGGGUCCUUUCAUUGAUCGUUUCGACACAAUUAUAAGGUUGAACAGCGGUCCUCUAGGAGAGUUCAGUGUUGACGUUGGGAAUCGAACCAGCCUCAGGAUAAGUUAUCCAGAAGGCACCCCCACUCACUGGCUUGACACAGACCCAGAGACCGUGUUUGUAGCUGUGGUCUAUAAAAGUGUAGAUGUCAGCUGGAUCUCUGCAAUGAUUAACAAGCUCACCGUGUCAUUGUGGGACUGGCUAUUCUUCUGGCAGAAUGUUCCAGAGGAAAUCCCCCUUGAACGGAACAGGUUCAGACUCUUAAAUCCACUCGUCAUCAAAGAAACGGCUUUAGAUUUACUGAAAUUCUCCCCACCUACGACACGCUUGUGGGGCUGGGACCAGAAUGUACCCACCCUGGGCAUCUCUGCACUGGAUUUAGCUAGUUUGCUGUGUGACGAGGUGAGCCUCGCUGGCUUUGGCUACAACCUGUCCCAGGAAAGGAUUCCAAUGCAUUACUAUGAUCAGCUGCCUAUGAGUUUCAUGCUUUGGCAGAAAAUGCACAAUGUGAAUGAAGAGACCAAAGUUCUUAAAAGUCUCAUCAAAGAGGGAACCAUCACUGACCUGACGGGGGGUGUUCACUGCUCCUUCUGCCCCUGAUUACCUCCAAACUACAGUCCCCCGCAAAAGCGUUGGAACGGCAAGGUCAAGUCUUUUGUUUUGUUCUAUACUGAAGAUGUUAUAAUUCACAGAUCAAAAGACGAACGGAUAUGAGAGAUAAGUUCAGGAUUCCACUUUUGUUUUAUGGUAUUUACAUCAAUAGCUGUGAUCAAAUGCUCACACUUCCACCUCAAUUGCGUGUUCCCACUGAGGGUGCGCGUGUGUAAGGCUUCCUAACUCUCUAAAGUGCUCUGUUACCUCGCCCUUUUUGCGCCUCUGGUCCACACUCUGGCUGAGCCCGCAUCCCAGCGCCCUCAGCCGAAGCAUUUAAUCCAUAAUUAGUUGUGGAUUUGACCAAAACAAUGGUAGAAUUCUUGUGCAUGUGGCCUAAAAAGCGUGAUUUGAAGUCUAAGUAUCGACAUAUUAAAUAGUUUAUCAUUUGUACGUGUGUAAUUUCAAUCAAAGCUUUAAAGUCGCCUGUGUAUUUUGCCCUGUUUCGGUUGCCAUACUGAGCGACCUUCCGUAGAUUGUGCAGGAGGCCGCAAAUACUGCAUCGCAAAUCCAGGCUUGGAGCCAUUGCUGCCAUCGAAUGGGACCCCAAACCCAAGUUUUUACUUUUACUACUACUCUACUGCAGUUUUAAUUGCAUUUUAAGCAGCAAAAUUGCCAAAACAACAACUGGUGUGGACAUGUUUGAUGAUGCAUAUCGCAGUGGGGCAGAUCGGUGACGUAACUCGCACUCUCCCAAUUCUGCAAUUUUUACACACUUGUAUCCUUUGCUCCCGAACACUUUGUGCACUAUUAGGUGUACACUUCAUUGAGGACCGUGGGGCCUAGUGUGGGUAUCUGGACAGGGCCUUGAUAUGUUAAAAUAGAAGCACUUUCUGUUUGAAGGCACUCACUUUUCAAAUGAGUGAAAGUUUUGGAAUGGACAUGAUUAAAGUAACUUAAAAGUGAAUAUUAUUUAAUAUUUGCAGGAGGAGAGCAAAAAGCGUCCGGCUUCGCUGAGAACCACACAGCAAGCCAAAAACAAAAAAUGGCUCCUAACAUAAACGAAACAGAAAAAUAGAGUAGAUACAAGAGUUUGUGAACAGAAAAUCACUGCCUACCUUAGUAGAGACCUGACGUGGAGGCAUGGGUUGCAAUUUAAUCGCGUUUUAAUGACCGUAGCUCACGUGUACCAUUUUAAAAUGCUUCUCAUUCUUUGCCAGUACCCUUGGUGAAUUGUACAUGAAACAAAAUCUGAAUGAGAAUAAUAACGAUAAAAUGUAUAGCGCAACACCUCUGAUUGCAAGCAGAAAUUGCAGACUGGUGAUUUCGACAACUUCCGGUUAUGCAGGUCACGGGCCACCGUAGAUUAAAGGUGAUUUAUUUUAUUUUAUUUUAUUUUUUAAAUACUUUUGUGAAGGUGAGACUUAUAGUGCACACUGCACCCUGAGCAUCCUAACACCAAAACAUAAAAUAAAAAUAACACGCACACAGCCACACAAAACAUUUUUUUUCCUUCCUCCUUCCCCACUUCACCCCCGCAAUCGAUUUGGGACCAGUCCACUAGCUACGGUCAAACGCCAUCGACUGGUUGGGCGCCCCUGCUCUGUACAGUCAAGAUCUGGUGAUUGAUUUGAACAGUCUUAAGACCUUCGUUCUUCUUUUUUGUGUUGGCGAUGUGUUUUGGGUCAUAAUCUUGCAUGAUGAAUUCAUUCUGCUCCUCCUAACACGAGUUACAUCAUCAAUAAAGACUAAUGAGCCUGUUUCGGAAGCAUCCAUGCAAGCCCAACCAUGACAUAACCUUCACCAUGCUUCACAGAAGAGCUUGUGUGUUUUGGGUCAGAAGCAGAUCCUUUCUUUCUCCAUACAUUGGCCUUUCCAUCAAAACCCUGGUAGCCGUUAAUCUUGGUCUCGUCAGUCUAUAUAAGUUUCUUUGAAAACGUUGGCGGCAUUUCUCGUUGCUUCUUUUCAAAAUCCAAUAUGGCCUUCCAAUUCUUCUUGCUGUUGCUGAUGAGUGGUUUGCAUCAUGUGGUAUGCCCUGUGAAUUUCUUCUCUCCAAGUCAAGUCGCCUUCGACCUGGAGAUUGUGAAACCUUCACCCCUGCCCUGUGGAGGUUGGCAGUGAUGUUGUGUGUUUCUUCACAGCUCUCACAAUGUGUCUGUCAUUAACUCCCACUGAUGCUCUUGGCCAGCCUGCACGAUGUCUGUUGCUCAGUACACCAGUGGUUUUUCUUUUUAAGGACAUUCCAAAUUGGCUAUGUCCAAUGUCUGUGCGAUACCUCUGAUCGAUUUUCUCUCUUCUUGUCUCAAUUUCAAAACGUGUUGCUUUUCUCCCAUGGACAGCUCUCUUGUCCUUGUGUUUGCUUAGCAGCAAAUGCAGUUUUCACAGGUGAAAUCCAAAGGCAAAAACAAGCACUAUCUAUUGUAUAAAUAGUCAAUCUAAAAAAAGGCAACCAACUCCUGAGCAACUAGAAUCGACCAUCUGUCACAUGUUCCAUUACUUUUGUUCAUUGGAUAAAUGGGUGGCAUGAAAACAAUGGUGCUCUGUCCGGAGUUGGUUCACGCACUUAGAUGUAAGCGCCAUAAAUUAAAAAUGGCAAUCUGAACUUUUGCCUCAUAUUCAUCUUUUGAUAUGAAACCCAAAUGUCUUCAGUAUAGAACCAAAAAAAAAAGGAACUGGCCUUGCCGCUCACAUAAUUUUGGAGGGGACUGUAUAUACGCAGCACUCUCAAGAAUUAUUUUAAGUAACACUGGUGUUGCAUGGACAACAUUCCGAAACAGAAACACUAAAUUGCUUUGUUGAGAUGUUUCAGCAAAGCGUUAGGCAAGGAAGUAUGUGAGAAACAUUGUUCCUGUAAUGUGUUUUCUGAAAGUGCUUGUUGAAAUGAACAAAAAGACUCUUUGCUUUUCCUUAGUUUACAGCAUUUUUAACCAUGACCAAUUUUAAAGCGACCAAAAUUUUUUUCCUUUGUGUAAAAGUAUUGUAUGUGCAUGAACACAUUCCUUCAGCAGAUAUCCUCCUCGCUGCCUAUAUUUCAACAGCAGUUAUACAAACUUGACUAUAUUUUAAUGUUCAAAUUAAUUUUAGUUUGUAAUUCAGUAUUUGUCUAUGAACUGGUAUUUGUAAUAGAUCCUAAUAGUCACUUUUCUCUUUAAGUAAAAUGGAGCCAGAGUUUUAUUUUUUAUAUCACUAUGUAAAAUGCUUUGACAAAGUAAAUUAUUACUGUAUAUUGACACUGUACAAAUCUGCAACGCAGAGUUUAAUGUUUAGCUACUGCAAAGGCAAAUUUGUGUGAAAUCUAAUUUAAAAGCAUUCUCUCAGUACCCUGUUAAGUACAGAAUAUUCUGAGCAAACGGCCAACUAGGACAUCACUACAACUAUGGUGUCACGAUAUUUUACUUUAGAUUUUUUUAUUUUAUUUUUUAUUUUUUGUGACUCCAUUUGCUAUGAUGUCAAAUGACACAUUUACCUUUCAAGAAGUGUUUGCAAUAGGUGCGUGUGUGAAAACCAGAUUACCCAUUAAAUUAAUAUUAAUUUAUUGCUGUCUUUAUUUUGUACUCUUAUUGGGCUCUGUGACUUUAAACUUCAGGGAGACGGAUGAUUUUUUAAAAAUGUUUUCCUUCAUAAAAUCCAAGCUACCACAAAGCCUAUUAUGUUGUAGCUUUACUCUGUUAGGACCUGAAAAUGUCCUUGGUCUCAUGAGCACAUAGCUUAGAAUGAAAAGAGACUAACGCACUUGCAUGCACUGAUUACAAUGUGUUAAUAUGUCUCAGAAUUAUUUUGUCACACACUUUAUACACUGUUGGUUCUUUUUAUCACCAAUAAAUGACAUAACUUCUAAAUGUUGUGAUUGCUUUGUGGCGUUAUAUAAAAGAAACUUUUUUUGUCCUACAAGUGAAACUAUGUUAUAAUUAUAUAAUGAUGUUUAAAUGUUUUUUCCCCAGAUAAGCUGUGUAUGCCUCUAAGGCAGUGUUUCCCAACCAGGUGUGCGUAGGUGACAUGGGGAAACAUUUAAUAAUUUAUUUGGCAGAUCAGUAACCUGUGGCACAGCCACGCCACUAUCUUAACACCCACGUGUCUACUCAAGCGUCUCAUUGAAGCUUAGAUGACUGAUGAAGAGAAAGAUAAAUCGCUAUAGUGUGUCUGAAUAUUAUUUUGGAUCAGUGUUUUGUUUCCUAUAUUUACAUUUUAAAUACCUGUUUAAAGGGGACUUCAUUUUCUUGUGGUAAAUGUUGCAAGAGUAUGUAUCGCAAAGGCUGGUUCAUUUUCAUUCAUUUUUUUAAAUGUAUUUUUAUUUUCAAGGCAAUUGUGUUUGAGUUUAAAAAAAAAAGAAAAUGCAGAAGAAUCAAAUGUUCAAAUUACGGAAACAAAAUAAAAUGAUCUUCACUUAAUACUCAA